AUGGAAGAUCUCUUGUAUGUGAAGGAUUAUUAUUUUCCCGUGUUUACCAAUGAGAAGCCGUCGGAUAAAAUCGAUAAAGAAUGGGAGUUUUGUCACCAUCAGUUCCUUAGGGAGAAUCCGAAUGGCAAAGGCAAAGAAACGAAAGCUGGAGAUAGUGAAGAUGGUGAGAAGGUAGCGGCGGCCACCGAUGACUUUCUUAUCAUUUAUGAAGGCGAUGCCGUCAAUGUCGCUUGCCAGGAGACUAGUUGGGUGAUCGAUAGCGGUGCUUCAAUUCAUGUCACAUCGCGAAGGGAUUUCUUCAGGUCCUACACUCCCGGUGACUUCGGAAGUGUUAGGAUGGGAAAUGAUGGUAUUGCUAAGGUAGUUGGCAUGGGAGACGUGCACUUGGAGACUGAAAAUGGCAACACCUUAGUUUUGAGAGGUGUGAAGCAUGUUCCCAACAUUCGCAUGAAUUUGAUAUCUACCGACAAGCUCGAUGAUGAAGGAUUUUGUAACACCUUUCGAGACGGAAAGUGGAAACUCACCAAGGGAUCCUUGAUUGUGGCGAGAGGGCAAAAGUAUUCUUCAUUGUACGUGAUGAACGUGAAGAUUGUGGAUCCUAUGAUCAAUGCGGUGGAUGAUGAACGCACUGUGGAACUUUGGCACAACCGACUUAGCCACAUGAGCGAGAAGGGUUUGACAGUGUUGUCCAAGAAGAAUCUCGUCCCAGGUGUGAAAACGGAUUUACUGAAGAAGUGUGCUCACUGCUUAGCAGGGAAGCAAACCAGAGUUGCCUUCAAGAGAGUUCCCCACCCACGCAAAACGAGUAUUUUGGAUAUGGUCCACUCUGAUGUAUGUGGUCCAAUGAAGAGGAGAACACUUGGUGGUGCCUUGUACUUUGUGAAUUUCAUCGACGAUCAUUCAAGGAAGAUUUGGGUGUAUAUGUUGAAGUCAAAAGAUCAAGUUGUAGACGUCUUCAAGCAGUUUCAUGCUCGUGUGGAACGAGAAACAUGUGUGAAGCUUAAGUGCAUCCGAACAGAUAAUGGAGGUGAAUACUGCGGCCCGUUUGAUGAGUAUUGUAGGCAGCAUGGUAUUCGACACCAAAAGACACCUCCAAAGACUCCUCAGUUGAAUGGGUUAGUUGAGAGGACGAACCGGACACUAGUUGAGAGGCCAAGCGCUAUCCACCUCUCUAAGAACUCGUCAUUUCAUUUGAGGUCCAAGCACAUUGAAGUGAGGUAUCACUGGAUUCGAAACGUUCUCGAAUCAAAACAAUUACACUUAGCGAAAGUUCAUACGAGUGAGAAUGGUGCAGACAUGAUGAAGAAGACUUUGCCGAAAGAGAAGCUUGAAGUAUGUCGGCGAAGAGCGGGCUUGUUGGAGCCCACCACUUGA
Striga hermonthica is the source of this 1374-nucleotide messenger RNA. Lineage: Eukaryota; Viridiplantae; Streptophyta; Magnoliopsida; Lamiales; Orobanchaceae. The record is from the annotation of a GenBank genome assembly.